AUGUUGAAAGACACUGAGGAUCUGAAAAAACGCCGCAAACUGACGUCGCUGACUCUGCCAACGCCGACGCUGCCAUCGCUGCCUCCGCUGCCGCUGACGGCGCUGACGCACAUGAACGACUUCGCGCGAGAGGCGGCUGCGCCUUUGCCUCUGCCUCUGCUGACCAAGCCGCUGACGCCACCGACGCAUGGUGAAAACAGCAACACAGCCAUGCAUACAACAACGCCACCCACAACGCCACCGACGCCUCCAGCGCUGCCGCUCAACAUGAGCAACCAUCAGCCGCAGCAGCAAUCAUGUGCGCCACAUAUUCAAUUGAUCGAGAAAUCGUCUACGUCCAGCCCACCUGCCACGCCCACAGCUACGACCGCAAACAUUGCAACACCAGCACACCAUGUUCCCCCGUCAGGCACACAGGAUCAUUAUAGUCUGCGCUGGAACAACCACCAAAACCACAUACUGCGAGCCUUCGAUGCGUUGCUGCAAACCAAGACCCUGGUCGACGUCACGCUGGUGUGUGCGGAAACCUCGAUACGGGCCCACAAAAUGGUCCUCUCGGCCUGCUCUCCCUUCUUUCAGCGCGUCUUUGCAGAGACGCCAUGCAAACAUCCGGUAAUAGUGCUUAAGGACUUUCGCGGCUGGGUUGUGCAGGCGAUUGUGGAUUUCAUGUAUCGUGGCGAGAUCAGCGUGCCACAGGAGCGCUUACAGACACUGAUCCAGGCGGGCGAGUCGCUGCAGGUUCGCGGCCUAGUCGAAAGCUCGGUACCUGAACACACGCCCACGCCGGCUGCUUCACCCGACGACUUCGGGCUUCUCGAUACCUCGCUGCUGUCGUCUGAGCUUGAGCGUUGCUCCAGCUAUGAGGAUGAGACACCACCCUCGAUGGUUACACCAGCCGGUGGCAAGCUCAUGAUGCCAACGCGUCUCUUCAGCACGCCAGCAAGUGCAAUGGCUGCGCUGAACAUGCGACGCAAGCGAGAGAGGGAGAGGGAAAGGGAGAGAGAGCACCACGAGCGCGAGCUAGAGAGUGAUCAGGAGCUGGGCAUGACUGGUGGAGACUUGUGCACCUCUCCAAUGCCGCGUCGCAAACAGGCACGUCCACGACGGCGCUCGGGCGAUGUCCCCCAUGACUUUGCGCUCACAAAACCCGAAUUGGCUGCGCUGCAAACUGUGAUCAAGCAUGAGCUGGUAGAGCGCAUGGAGCAGGACGAGCCCGAAGACGACCCGGACAAUGAAGGUGGGAGUAAUACAGAAAAGCAAUCGAACUCAGAGCAGAACCUGGGAGAAGAAACAAGCGCCCAGCAGGGGGUGCUAGAUACGCCAGACGAAAGACCAGAGGACUUGCACAAUCAUCAUCAUGGGCAAAGCAACGACGAUGAUGAUGAGGAUGAUCUGGAGCAGGAGCAGGAUAUCGAAGAGCUUAUCAACACGACCAAUGAACUGCGGCGCCAGGCAGCGGUAGCUGCAGCAAAUGCUGCAGCAAUGUCGCCAUGCCCCUCAGAUGGGCCCGAGGACUUGUGCAUGACCAAAAAGGACAACAGUAGCGGAGUUAGCACUGGGAGCACUCAUCAGGAGGCCACCCAUUCUGAUAACGAAUGCAGUGCCUCAAAUAAUAACAACAGCAGCAAACUUCAGGACAACAAUCAGCGCAUUGUGCUCUCCCUUAAGGACAUACGCCAGUUGAAUGCGAAGCCUGGUGCCGCCUCCACGCCCACGAGUAGCGCUACAGGCCCUGGCAACGGGCUACACCCUUUCGCCCCACCCAGUCUUCGUGAUCUGCGACUAGAACGUCCACCCGGACACGCUGGCCUCUCCGAAAGUCCUCCCUGCAACAUGGAGGCACUUGAAGCUCAAAUGCACGCAGCUGCUGCUGCAGCAGUGGCUGCAGCUAACAAUGCUGACCAUCCAUUUCAUCACAUGGAACACCAGAUGGAUCUCUCACUGGCAGCUGCCGCUGCAGCAGCCGCCAUGCAUCAGAGAGACCCACGCGGCGAGCCCCGAGAUCCGCGAGACUCACGAGAACAGGCGUUACAGCGUGAACAUAACGCCUUUGCAAACAGUCUCCUUGGGCCCAUGGGGAUGCCACCUUUUGGGCCUAAUGCAGGACCUCCGCUAGCCGGCAGUGGCCAAGCGCCACAUGAACGAUUAGAAGAAAGCAUGAAUCGUCUGAGCAAGGAAUUCAGCAAGGAGUUCGGCAAGGAGUUCGGCAAAGAGUUUGGCAAAGACUUUGGAAAAGACUUUGGCAAGGAAUUCGCACCCACGUCGCCCAUGAGUCUACCUGGACAUUUUGGCGGACCGGAUGGGCCACAUCCACCAUCUCCUCUUCCCUUUCCUGGUAUGUCCUCGGCGCUGACACUGACGCCGCCACAUAUGUUCGGCUUGGACUCACCCUUGGGCCUAUUUCCGCCCGGCAUCGAUCCCGGCAAGCUGUACAAUCCACUCAUGGAAAUGAGCGAUCCACGCGACAUGCCCGGCGGACCGCCACCGUUUCUGAAAAAGAAAAUGCCGCGCCCCAAAGGCCAGCAUUCAGCGCCACGAGGUGGCCCGCCACGUUCCUGGACCAACACCGAGCUAACGGAAGCCCUGCAGCAUGUGUGGAACAAGAAGAUGACCACGUCGCAGGCAUCCCGCAUCUUCGGCAUACCCUACAACUCGCUGCUCAUGUACGUGAGGGGGAAGUACGGAAAGAGUCUGAAGCUGGAGCAGCUGCGUAAGGAUUGCAUCAGUGGCCCGCCCAUAGAGAUGCUGCAAAUGGGUAUCAGUGGCGGGGGCGGCAGCUCCUCCAGCAAGAGUGAGAAGAACAAGGAGCGCAAGGAACGAGAUAAGGACAAGAGCGGGUCAGCUGGUGGUGGCAGCUCGGGGAACGGAGGGUCCGGCGGGGCUUCUAGUGGCAAUGGUGGCCCGCCUCUUGGACAUCCUUCCGAGCUUGGUCCGCUGGGACCGCUUGAUCUGGAACUGGGCUUACCGCCAUUGGGCCCGCCAGGUGGCCCACGCAGUGGAAGCUCGGAGCCCGAUCUCCUGGGCGGCCCCAAUUCGCUUUUCAAUCCAUUCAAUCCGCAAGGGUUCUAUCCGGACUUUUCUGGCGGCUUUCCUGGCCUCCCCUUAAGCAUGCUCAACCUGUUGCCGCCGGCCGAGCGCCAUCACGCAGCCGCUGCUAUGCACCAUCUAGGCGUGAGCAUGGAUGAGGACUGCAAAUCGGUGGGAUCCAAGCAGUCCUCGUCUCUGGACGAUGACUUUGCCGGCGCUGGCGUGGGUCUACCCCUGUCCCUGAGAGGCGGAAGUGGCGAGGAGCAGCGACUGGGGGCCAGCAUGGGGAAUGGCAAUGGUCAGGGAGCAGCCUUGCCACAAGCAAACGGCAGUGCGGUGCAGGAUUGA
Scaptodrosophila lebanonensis is the source of this 3375-nucleotide messenger RNA. It is a transcript of the gene lov, whose product is annotated as protein jim lovell. Gene Ontology annotation, cellular component: nucleus. The transcript is spliced from 5 exons. Gene Ontology annotation, biological process: regulation of transcription by RNA polymerase II. Gene Ontology annotation, molecular function: DNA binding; protein binding. The record is from RefSeq and is a predicted model, not a curated record. Bases 1 to 3375 code for a protein of 1124 amino acids. NCBI's taxonomy places the organism in Eukaryota, Metazoa, Arthropoda, Insecta, Diptera, Drosophilidae.